GGCCGCCUCCCCAGAGUUGUAACUUGCUUGGAUUGAGAGUGUAAUGACACAAGUGGAAGUGGGCAUAGCAUAGCCUAGGGUUUUGUUUCUUGUCGGCCAUGACGGAGCAGCGGGAGGAGGGGAGCUGGGGAUGGGGGUCGUGGGGCUUUGCAGCUCUUGCGGAUCUGCACAAGGCAGCGGAAGGCAUCUCCAAGAAUGCCGUCGAGGCAGCCAAAGGAGCGGCCAAGGGCAUGGCUGAUUUGCAGUCGACGCUGGCUGAAUCGCUCACGGACAAAGCCGAGGAGACUAGUGCCAAGGAUGCGCAAGGCGCAGACGAAGAUUCUCCCAGCGACAAGCUACGCAGGGAUGCGCUCAAGAGGCUGGAGGGUGCCAGUAGGGAUUCCAGCAUCGGCCACGGUCUCAAGGUCUUGGACUCUUCCAUGGAGAACUUGGCGUCCGAGGCAUACCAGGCUUUGGGAAAUGCCUGGAAAGGAGGGAUGAGCUUUGUCCACAGGAUUGAGAGCUCGGCCGAAGUGUUUGCGGGUAGCGUUCACAGCGAGGGCCUGAGCGCCAAGGCAAGUGCUCUUGCUCCCAAGCUCAUCCAGAGCGGCAGGGAGUUGACCGCCAAGAGUCUCAAGGCUUUGGAGUUCGUGGGGAAGGAGACUCUGGAUAUUCUGGCGCUCGACGGCGUUGGGGACCAAGCAGAAAACCGACAGAAUGCAGCAGAAGAUGCAAGUUUUGACCACUGCUUCUACAUUUACGGGGGUCCAGAACAUCUCGAGGAACUGGAGGCUCUUUCCAGUCACUACGCACUGGUCUGCAACCGAGCAAAAUCAAAAAUGUCUACGGAAGAGCGCGCUGCUUUCGACGAGCUCUGCAAGCAGGUUCCUCGCGUGUUGAGUCUUGGAGAUGGUGGUGACUGCUCCGCCGAUGGUGAUAAAGGUAAGAAAAUUGGAGCAGAAUCGCUGCUAGAUGGAAGUGAGGUGAAGUCACUACGUGAAGCUGGUGUCAGUAAAGCUGCGGAAAUGGCGACUAGCUUUACCACCACACUCGAAGGAUUGGCUGUCAGUGAGGUUAUACAGAAGACGUGGGAUCGCAUAGAAGCGAUCAAAGCAGAAGGCGUCCACAGACUAUCGGAGCUGUGCGCCGUUUGCAUGUCGCACCUCGUGCUAUUGAGCAGGUCCCUCCGGGAAGGCAACUCAGAGGAAUCAGGAGCGAAAGAAAGCGAUGGCCGCGAGUUUGAAUGGCCCAAGGACUGCUUAAGCAAAGCUCUUGUGGUCAGGAGCCGGGCGCUCAAUAUGGUUACUGAUAUGGAAGCAAUUUCAGACAGCUUUGUAACGGGCAUUGGGGACGUUGUAGCAGCGUUUCAGGCUGCCAAGAAGAAAGUGAUCGAGGAGCAAGCUCCCGCCUCUGCGAGGUACCAGUCUAUUGAGGACAAGGCUCGCGCGCUGUGCUGUGACCUUCAGAGCGAUGGAAGUGCUGCCGUCGGGAAGUUGCAACACGGUCUUGAGCAGCUUAUGUUCGUCCUCGUCUCAACGGCUGUCAGGAAUUGAUGUGUUAAAAACAAGGAAUGUGAAUAUUCUUCGCAUUAAAA
Selaginella moellendorffii is the source of this 1573-nucleotide messenger RNA. RefSeq lists its product as uncharacterized. The transcript is spliced from 9 exons. Bases 99 to 1532 code for a protein of 477 amino acids. The record is from RefSeq and is a predicted model, not a curated record. Lineage: Eukaryota; Viridiplantae; Streptophyta; Lycopodiopsida; Selaginellales; Selaginellaceae.